Molecule: messenger RNA, 723 nt
Organism: Cokeromyces recurvatus
Lineage: Eukaryota; Fungi; Mucoromycota; Mucoromycetes; Mucorales; Mucoraceae
Exons: 1
Coding region: 19-699 (226 amino acids)
Source: RefSeq, a predicted model, not a curated record
UUUAUACAUGUAUUUACGAUGAACACAGUAUUCCAUUAUAAUAAUAAGACAACAACAAAUACUACUAAAGAAGAGUAUUAUGAUAAAGAUAUCCUUAUAGAUUAUCAACCAAAUAUAAAAAGAAGAAGACAAAGACUAUCAUCAAACAAUAAAGGAAAACUGUUUAUGACAAAUGAUUCAAUUAUCGAUUAUAAUAAUGUAAUAUACAAGCUUGAAUAUGACAUUGAUACAGGACUUAUUAAACGACCCUCUUGCUAUUAUGAUGAAUCAACAAAUGAGACUCAUUAUCAUAUACCAAUAACGAUGAGCGUUAUUCGGUCUGUUAUUUUGAAGCAACAUUGUAAAAUAAAUAAACAAGAUGAAUUAGAAUGGUUUGAAGAUGGUUUAAAAUGGUUAUCAGAGCAACACAGUAUAAAAGAUGACGACGAAAAUCAAUAUAAAUAUUGUAUUGAAUUUGAUAAUAAUGAGAAGAAGAAGAGUAUAGUAACAAAGGAGGAAUCAUUACAGAACUUUGAACGCGCUUGUGAAGCUUAUUUCGGCAUUCCUUUAAAUUUAUGUGAGGAUCAUUGGGCAGCAAAAUAUCUACUAAGUCAAGCAACUAAAGGAAAAUGGCUACGUCGUAUGAUUUUAGUAAAAGGAUUAUCGUUAAAGAAACUAAAAUUUAGAAUUAUCAAAAAGUGGUUUUGUUUUAGUUGUUAAUAAAUAAAAAAGUACUUUACAUGC